AACAUGGUGCACUGGGAUGUGCUGGAGGAUUGCCUGGUGGGCAGCAAAGGAGACCAAGGAAGAGAUGGAGGAAGACCCAGAGGAGAACAAGAAGGAGACCAGUCUGCCACCACCAAGCCUCCCACUUCAGAUAUGGACAGCCCACAUGGGGCAAGCUCAGUGCUGGGAUCUAGAGACAGCUCGGUGGAGCUGAAGGAUCCAGGGACAGCUCUAACGGCCCCUAAGCAGCAGGCAAGCGUUCCCUCAGAUCAGAGGAGGAACGCUAGCACCACAGCGAUGAUGCAGACAGUGUGUCAGGACGCACAGACCAGCAGCUUGGGGACGCAGCCAACCCAGCCAGAGUCCACGGGCACCCAGACCACCACCCUGGGGAUGCAGCCAGAGCCCACCGUCCCUCAGACCACCACCUCAGGGGAGCGGCUCGGCACACAGCUUCACGAGGCAGGCCCCCUGGCAGCAGGGACUCUCUUGCCGACAGCCCAGGGAUUCGAGAUCCCGCUCGACACUGAUCCCAGGGCCACGUCCCACUUGCAAGAGCUGGCCUUGCCCUCGCGCUCCAGCAGUGCCUACCACAACGCCUACAAUUGCUACGUGGAGACGGUGGAGGCUCUCAAGCAGAUUGGGGAGCUCAGACACCUCUGUGCUCCCCUGAAGGAGCAGGUGGCCCAGCUAGAAGCCACCAAAUUGGACGCGACUGAACUGGAGAAGCUGCGCCUGCUCCUCCAGGAGAGAGGCCAGGAGAGCGUUGCCAACACGCUGGGUGACCUCCAGGCCCCGGUGCCAUCCCUGCAGGGCCUGGCCAGUGACCUGCAGGGCUUGUCCAGGGACCUGCAGGGCGUGGCCAGGGACCUGCAGGGCGAGAAGGGAAAGAUCAGGAAGCUGGAGAGUGCCCUUGGCAAACUGGAGGCAGCCAGAGCCAGCUGGCAAAUGGACCUCAGCAACCAACGCAGCCUGCCAUUGGGGUCCACACCGCAGGAGGUAAAGUGGGACAGGAAGGAUCUGGCAGAGAAGCAGCAAAUAAGCAAGGCUGCACUGGAUCAGUUGGUGGCCCAGACGGGCGAGGAGGAGCGGGAGCAGCUGGAAGAGCUGAGCGUGAUGGAGAGCACGGGGCAGGAGGAGGCCGCAUGCCCCACCUGCAGCAGCAACGUCAGCACGCGUUUGGGGAAGCUUCUGCAGCGCUAUGAGAAGCUGCAGGGGUUGGUGGACUCCCUUAUGUCAAGCAAGAAGAGGGGCAAGGUGGUGAGGGAGCUGCCAGGGAAGAGCCAGGGAGAUGGCAGCAUGGGGGACUUUGGGAGGGGGCUGCCAGAACCAUGCCCGGCU
Molecule: messenger RNA, 1320 nt
Organism: Pezoporus occidentalis (night parrot)
Lineage: Eukaryota; Metazoa; Chordata; Aves; Psittaciformes; Psittacidae
Exons: 5
Source: RefSeq, a predicted model, not a curated record